GUCUUUCAGUGUUUUUCAGUUCUUCUCAUAUCCUUUGCGUUUUCGUGCAAAGUUGCAAACCCUCGUCUCCAAAGCCACCAUAGGACACACGCUCACAUCCACAAACCAUGGCGCUCGACAAAUUCGUUUCAGCUCCGGGCCCGAACCCGACGACCCAACCGAGCAAGGUCCGGUGGGGAGAGCUCGAUGAGGACGACGGUGAGGACUUGGACUUCCUGCUCCCGCCUCGCCAAAUAAUCGGUCCGGACGAGAACGGAAUCAAGAAAGUGAUCGAGUACAAGUUCGACGAAGACGGAAACAAGGUCAAGAUCACGACCACGACCCGGGUCCGGAAGCUCGCUAAGGCCCAGCUGAGCAAACGGGCAGUGGAGCGCCGGUCCUGGCCCAAGUUCGGCGACGCGGUUCGUGAGGACGUUGGUAGCCGACUCACCAUGGUCUCCACCGAGGAGAUCCUUCUUGAGCGCCCCAGGGCUCCUGGUACCAAAGCAGAAGAAUCCAAGGUAGCAGGGGACAACUUGGCUCAGCUUGGUAAAGCAGGUGCUGUUCUCAUGGUGUGCAGGACUUGUGGUAAGAAAGGUGACCACUGGACAUCUAGGUGCCCUUACAAGGAUCUUGCCCCACAGACCGAUGCCUUCGUUGAUAAGCCUCCUGCAUCGGAUACCACUGUGGCUGCACCUGGUGGUGGCAAGGCAGCUUAUGUGCCUCCAAGCAUGAGACCAGGUGCAGAAAGAGCCAGUGGAUCCGAUAUGAGGCGCAGGAAUGAUGAAAAUUCAGUUCGGGUCACUAAUUUGUCAGAGGAUACUCGGGAGCCCGAUUUGCUUGAACUAUUCCGCCCAUUUGGUGCUGUUACUCGUGUUUAUGUUGCUAUUGAUCAAAAGACUGGCAUGAGUAGAGGCUUUGGUUUUGUCAACUUUGUAAACAGGGAAGAUGCUGAGAGAGCUAUCAGCAAGCUCAAUGGAUAUGGUUAUGACAGCCUUAUCCUUCGAGUUGAAUGGGCUACACCCAGAGCAAACUAGAUUAUUGGAUCUGCCAGGAAGUUGGCCUUCACAAAUUUUGUUUAGGGUUGCAAUCAUAGUUUGCUGAUAACGGUGGUUUUUGGGUUUCGUUUACCUGUCCUGGAGUAUUCAUUCUUGCUGCCCUCUUUAGGUUUUUAUUUGUCACAAGAGUUAUUGGAGAAUUAAAAUGGAUGCGAUGCCAUCAGUAUACUUUCAUCAUAUUGUAUCUUCAUUAGCCUUUUCGGUAAGGGAGUUUUUCUUUUUUCUCCCCCUUUUUUGAGUUGAAUUAAUGAUUGGAAGUUCGAUGUAUCAUUUUUUCUUUGAAGGUUUUCUGAUUCUUGUAUGCAUUAUUCGUGAUGCAAAGCACAGUUUGAUCCUAGUCGGCCUGUGGAAAACGGAAUGUUUAUGUCUCAUGGUAGAUUUGUGAUAUUUGGUUUUGGAGGAACCUUUGAUGACACAUAAAUUGGUUUA
Molecule: messenger RNA, 1466 nt
Organism: Corylus avellana
Lineage: Eukaryota; Viridiplantae; Streptophyta; Magnoliopsida; Fagales; Betulaceae
Cellular component (GO): cytoplasm; eukaryotic translation initiation factor 3 complex
Molecular function (GO): translation initiation factor activity; RNA binding
Source: RefSeq, a predicted model, not a curated record